Molecule: messenger RNA, 2872 nt
Organism: Alosa sapidissima (American shad)
Lineage: Eukaryota; Metazoa; Chordata; Actinopteri; Clupeiformes; Clupeidae
Gene: galnt7
Product: UDP-N-acetyl-alpha-D-galactosamine: polypeptide N-acetylgalactosaminyltransferase 7
Exons: 12
Coding region: 221-2161 (646 amino acids)
Cellular component (GO): Golgi apparatus
Source: RefSeq, a predicted model, not a curated record
CCUGCUUCUCAGAGAAAGAAAAAAAGUUUUGCUGGAAGGGCGGCAUGACUAAUUGAGGAGGCAAGCAUGACUGGCUGAGAGGGAUUCGAACCACAGAGGCGCAGCACUGCAACUCAACGAGGAACAGGAUAGGGGGCUCGAGCUGGGAGUCACCAAGUAGUCAUUGCUAGCUGGUUAGCUAGCUGCUAGCUCCACGUCAUAUCACCACUAUAUUUGCAAAAUGAGGUUAAAAAUUGGAUUUAUUCUGCGCAGUAUAUUAGUCAUUGGCACAUUUUUAGGUUUGGUCGUACUCUGGUCUUCCCUCUCACCUAAAACAAGCGAUGAGCCGUUUGGUGGUAAAGUGGACUCCAGGGAGGCUGAGCCCCAGAAAAACGACGCUGCAGCCAACCAGUUCAAGCCCGUAGUGCCCUGGCCACAUGUAGAGGGUGUUGAGGUUGACUUGGACUCCAUCCGGCAGAAAAAUGGUGAGGACAAGCAGCAAGCGAAGGCGCAAAACCAACAGAAUGUCAUCCAGAAGCAGUACGUCACCUUCAAGCCCCAGACACAUGUCUACUCGGACCCUGUACUCAAACGGGGCAUCCUGGGCAACCUGGAGCCGAAAGAGCCAGAGCCCCAGGGGGUGCAGGGUGGACCUGGCGAGGGGGCCAAGCCGUUUGUGCUGGGAGCAGAAUACAAGUCAGCCAUCCAGGCCAGCGUCAAGGAGUUCGGUUUCAAUAUGGUUGCCAGUGACAUGAUCUCGCUGGACAGGACCAUCAAUGAAUUGCGACAUGAAGAGUGUAAAUACUGGCACUAUGACGAGAACCUGCUCACGGCCAGCGUCAUCAUCGUCUUCCACAACGAGGGGUGGUCCACGCUGAUGAGGACGGUGCACAGCGUCAUCAAGAGGACCCCCCGUCGCUACCUGGCCGAGAUAGUCAUGAUCGACGACUUCAGCAACAAAGUUCAUCUAAAGGAGCGAUUGGAGGAGUACAUAAAGCAGUGGAAUGGCAUGGUGAAGGUGUUCAGGAAUGAGAAAAGAGAGGGACUGAUCCAGGCCAGGAGUAUUGGGGCUCGCAAAGCUACUCUGGGCCAGGUGCUGAUCUACCUGGACGCUCACUGUGAGGUCAGCAUCAACUGGUACGCUCCACUGGUGGCCCCCAUAUCUAAGGACAGAACGGUGUGCACGGUGCCACUCAUUGACUCCAUUCACGGCCUCAAAUUCACCAUUGAACCUCAGGGGGGAGGGGACAAGGAUGGCUUUGCCAGAGGAGCAUGGGACUGGAGCAUGCUCUGGAAGCGCGUGCCGCUCACUAACAGGGAGACGCAGAAGAGAUUAACUAGAACCGAACCCUAUCGGUCCCCUGCCAUGGCAGGCGGGUUAUUUGCCAUAGAGAGGGAAUUCUUCUUUGAGCUGGGGCUGUACGAUCCAGGCCUUCAGAUCUGGGGAGGAGAGAACUUUGAGAUAUCAUAUAAGAUCUGGCAGUGUGGUGGGAAGCUGCUCUUUGUGCCAUGCUCCCGUGUGGGACACAUCUACCGUUUGCAGGGUUGGGAGGGCAAUCCACCCCCUGCUCACGUGGGGUCAUCCCCAACACUUAAGAACUAUGUGCGUGUGGUAGAGGUGUGGUGGGACGAGUACAAGGACUACUUCUACGCCAGCCGGCCUGAGACUCUGACACUAGCCUAUGGCGACAUCAGCGAGCUCAAGAAGUUCAGAGAAGAACACCGAUGCAAGAGCUUCAAGUGGUUCAUGGAGGAGGUUGCUUAUGACAUACCCACACACUACCCUUUGCCUCCCAAAAAUGUGGAGUGGGGAGAGAUCCGAGGCUUUGAAACCAGCUACUGCAUAGAUAGCAUGGGUCACACUAAUGGAGGUGACGUGGAGAUAGGGCCCUGCCACCGGAUGGGCGGCAACCAGCUCUUUAGGAUAAACGAGGCCAAUCAGCUGAUGCAGUACGACCAGUGUCUGACCAAAGGUCCAGACGGGUCUGCAGUUUUCAUCACACACUGCAACAUGAAUGAGCACAUGGAGUGGAGAUAUUUCAAGGAUCUUCACCGUUUUACACACAUUCCGACUGGGAAGUGCUUAGACCGUUCUGACAUACUCCACAAGGUUUUCAUCUCUGAGUGUGACAACAGCAAAUCUACUCAGAAGUGGGAGAUGAACAAUAUUGUUGCAGUCUGACACCAAAACACAGCUCGGCAGGAGUGCAUCCUUUCUCUAAACAUUGGAACAUGUGGAUUUGCUUUUUAAUAUAUGUACUUAUGAAUUUAAAAAGGGUGUAAAUAAUUUGACAGAGAACUGGGCAGUCUCCAUCCCAACCUGGCUCAGACUGCUGAUUAUGAGGAUGUCCACUCUAUUCUUCUCUCAUUGUAGAUGUUUACAUUCAAAAUGCACUCCUCAUUGCCAUAUCUUAAUGAAAGGAUUUGGGUUUUUUUUUUUACUUCGACUUUCCGGGGUCUUUCUAAGGGUUUUUGUUUUUUUUUCCCUUGAAUUUGGGAGUUGCAAGUGUUUUGACUUUUGAUUCAGAACCACUUAUUUUUGUCCCACUGUUCAUCACUGGAGAAAAGUGAUGAGUAUUUUUGGAAUUAUUUUUUUCAUACUUAAGACUUAACACUGGAUUGCUAUGAGGACUUACUGACAUUGUAAUGACGAUGCGGGUCACAGGCACAGUGAAACGUCAGAGCUCGAAACUGGAUUUUUCUUUGCCUCAAUUUUAGCUGUGGUGAAUCACUGAAAUCAGAACAUGGAAAUCAUGGGAGUAUUUAAUUGAAACUCCAUUUUUAAUUGCACAAAUUGAGCUUUUGGGGAAAUGGUUUGUGAGCAAUCUUUGACUCAACAUACAUAUUAGUGGGGCUGUUAAGCUCAACGAUCUUGCUUUUUAUGAAAGAAGCA